UUGAAAACUCACGAAAAUAUGUUAAGAUAGGAAUAUAAAUGCCUUAAGAUACUCAAACAGUUUUCAUUCACUUCAAUCGAUGUAUUUCAGAAUGACGCUUCGAGGAAGAUGGCCAUCGAAGGUGAGCAAGAAAUACGAAGGAAAUGUCGUAAUGUUAAGUUCAAAAUCUUUCGCUUCUUCCGAGUAGACUUCAAUCCUGUGGUCACAUUUGUCUCCGCGGCUAUAAUCUGGGGAUUCGUAAUAUUUUGCCUGCAAUGGACGGACACAGCUAAGCAAGAAAUCCCAACAUGGAAGGAUUGGAUAACUCUAACUUGGACAUGGCUGUACGUCGGGACACAAGACAUAUGGGCAAUAUUCAUCCUCUAUCUGCUCUUCUCCAAGUAUGGCAAGUUAAAGCUCGGCAAGCCCAAUGAUAAACCAGAGUACAGUGACUCUACUUACUUCACUAUGCUGUUCGCUGCUGGCAUUGGUGUUGGACUGUUCUACUUUGGUGUCGCAGAACCAAUCUAUCACUACCAACCCAGUCAUAAAACGGACUAUGGAAACCGUUAUCAAGGAAGGUAUUCAGAUAACCAGCGUGCACAAGAUGCCUUGAAUCUAACCCUUUUUCACUGGGGUGUACAUGGAUGGGUGGUCUAYRCUCUCAUUGGACUCAUCCUCGGAUAUUUAUCCCACUGUAAAGGCAUGCCCAUGACCAUGAGAUCAUGUUUCCAUUCUCUUCUUGGUGACAAAAUCUUUGGUACACUUGGUGACUUCAUCGACAUCCUGGGCGUGGUCUGCACCAUGCUUGGUGUUUGCACUAGUCUUGGUCUCGGGGUCGUCCAACUUAAUAGCGGCUUCCACCGUAUGAAUAACAACAUUACCCAGAGCAAAGAAACCCAAGUUAUCAUCAUCUGGUGCAUCACUGCCUUGGCCACUGCAUCUGUCAUCAGUGGUAUCAAACUGGGCAUCCGUCGUCUGAGUGAGAUCUGUUUUUCAAUCGGCACGUUACUGUGGCUUGUGAUCUUCUUCUACGAUGACACUUGGUACAUUCUGAACGUCUCCGUGCAAACCCUUGGCUACUACAUGCAGUGGCUGGUGCAGCUGGGCUUCCACACCGAUGCCUUUGCACAGCCUGGAGACGCUCCUGACAAGAAGCAAGCACCACAAUGGAUGAACGACUGGACCAUCUUCUACUGGGGAUGGUGGAUCGCUUGGUCACCUUUCGUUGGUACCUUCGUUGCAAGAAUAUCCCGUGGACGUACCAUUAGAGAGUUCAUCAUGUACACUCUGACACUCCCUACAAUAUAUUCUCUGCUGUGGUUCUCUGUAUUUGGUGGUGCAGGCCUACGCAUGGAGCGAGCAGCAGCCAAUGCAAAUAUCACUUGCAACUCUCCACUGGGUGGAUGGAAUUCGACGGAGUCCCUUGGAGGUCUGUACCGGCUCUCCUGCCGUCCUUCUGUCAACAUGUGGUUUGACCUGAUGGACCAAUAUGGCGGUCUUGGGGAUUUCCUGUCCGGCAUGUCCAUCGUGGGUUUAAUCCUGUACUUUGUGACCAGCUCAGACAGUGGUUCUCUGGUGAUUGACAGCUUAUCAGCCAAUGGCCAUCCAGAUCCACCGGUACUUCAAAGGAUCUUCUGGGCGCUGACCGAAGGAGCAACUGCUACAGCUCUUCUCUGGACAGGUGGUACCAAGGCUCUUUCAGCUCUCCAAGCAGUUUCUAUUUGUUCCGGGCUCUUCCUCACGGUAUUACUCAACUUUGUCUGUAUUGCUUUGUGGAGGCUUUUGAAGAUCGAAGUUGGUGACCUAGAUCCAAAUGGACCACAGUUCACUAUGGGGCUACUAGAUAUCUUCUACCAUCCCUCUUACAAGCUAUUUGCCAGGCUUAUCGUAGCAAUCUUUGCUCCAUGGUGGCCAAUUGGGAGAGCUGCUGGGAAGUUAGGCGGCUCCAUUUCCUACCGCUAUUUUGCUAUGGUAAUCAUGGCUAUUCCUUUCUAUGGCUGGGUCAUUCUAGAGAUCCUCCAAGUGCUCGAGAUUGGCUUGGCGUACGUGGGCUGGGCUGUACUGUUCGGCUUUGUUGUAUUUGCGGCUGGUGUUCGUUCGCAGAUCCGAGAUCAGUAUGAAAUCAUUGGUAACCUUGCAGAAGAUUUCUUUGCGGUCCUCUUGCUCUAUCCAUUGGCAGCAUUACAGAUGGAAGAGGAAAUGGGCGACCAUCCAAGACCUAAUACUGAGAUCGGUGCGUCUACAUACACCCUGGAUACCUUGUCCGAUAAAAUCACCCAGGAAAUCAAUGGUGCAUGUAAUAAGAAUCAAUAUAACCAAGCAGAAAAGUUGUAA
Molecule: messenger RNA, 2316 nt
Organism: Actinia tenebrosa (Australian red waratah sea anemone)
Lineage: Eukaryota; Metazoa; Cnidaria; Anthozoa; Actiniaria; Actiniidae
Product: glycine betaine transporter 1-like
Source: RefSeq, a predicted model, not a curated record